GGAAGCUCACGAUGAAGCCCCCUCGCUCGCGGGAGCCAUGGAGGUUUUUUAUAUGUAUGCCGUAAACAUUCUGUUUGAUAAUUCAAAAGAAAAAAACAACAACAUAGCAAAUGCUUUCAAGCUUUUUUCGACACUACUACCACUCAGAAAUGGCUGCUGGCAACAAUUAUAGAGUACCCUUGGAUUUUCAUGAGAGAGAUCAGUUUGCCGACCACUCCAUUUUGGAGCUUCCGGCCGAUCAGUACUUGAUGUUCGAUGACUGCUGGGUGGAGGAGGAUCCGCCGUCUGAUGCUUCUGGGUCUGUUCAGAAUCCUGUUUAUCAAGCAAAUGAAGUCGUCGAGUCUGGUGGGAGUCGCAGCAGCCACCCUGAUGGGUCUAGUAGAACGAGAGAGCGUGAGAAUGACAACGAGAGAAGGGAAGUGAGAGAAAGAGUUGCGUUUAGAACAAUAUCAGAGGUUGAAGUUCUGGACGACGGGUUCAAGUGGAGGAAGUAUGGGAAGAAAAUGGUCAAGAACAGCCCAAAUCCCAGAAACUACUACAGAUGUUCCGUUGACGGAUGCCCUGUGAAGAAAAGAGUUGAGAGAGAUAACGAGGAUCCAAGGUGUGUGAUUACAACAUACGAAGGCGUCCAUAACCACCAGAGUUCUUUCUAGUUCUUCUUCUUCAUCGUGAGUGCAGCGCACUAGAGCCUGCUGCUGCUGCACACUGUAAUGUACUACAUGGUACAACAACUCCGGUACUAGAUUUAGUAGACAAGUAAUGCUAUUAUUUUACGUCUAUUUCGCGACGUUGACGUGAUACUUUCGAUCGAUUUCUAGACUAAUUCUUCUUAAAAGAAAAUGCCAAGAAUCGAUUGAGAUUGUUAUAUCAAUAUUGUAUGGUGAUGAUUGUAAAAUAAUUAAGAGCAUGAUUUCUAACGUUAUAUAGUAUCCUUGCGAUCCUUGUAGUUAUAAGGUGUUUUGUCAAUGUCAGGACAAGUGAUGUGGACAUGGUUUGUACCAUGAUCUUCUGCUCAUGUACAUUGAAGAUA
Corylus avellana is the source of this 1030-nucleotide messenger RNA. The record is from RefSeq and is a predicted model, not a curated record. NCBI's taxonomy places the organism in Eukaryota, Viridiplantae, Streptophyta, Magnoliopsida, Fagales, Betulaceae.